AUGAUGAAGGUGGCACAAAAACUACCCAUAUCUUUGAGAGAGAAUGCUGAUCUGACGAGCAGAUUAUACGAAGUGGCGUGGUCAGAGCUUUAUGAACCUAAAGAGUUUGGGGAGAAGUGGUUUGAGGUUAUUAAUGAGUAUGGACUACAAGAUCAUUCGUGGUUCUCAGAUAUGUUUGCCAAAAGGACAUUUUGGAUCCCUGCGUUUUUUCGCGACUUCAGUAUGAGUGGGUUGUUUAAAACAACCUCCAUGUCGGAAAGUGAGAAUAGUUUUUUCCGUAAAUACUUGAAUCCAAACUCCAACUUGGCAUCCUUCUACAUCUAUUAUGAGAGCGCUAUGCAGUCCCAAAGGCAUUCAUACAAACAAUUAUGCAUGAUUGACCAAACAACCACACCGCACUUGAUGUCAAACAACCCCAUUGAGCAACACGCAUCUGAUAUAUACACGAAGAAGAUUUUCUUGGAAGUUCAGGUAGAGAUUAUUGAGGCACUCAAUCGUUGUUGCAUUAAGUCUAUGGACACAGGUCAUGCGGAGCAUAAGUAUUUUGUUGAUCGAUCAAGUGGUGUAUUCUUUGUGGCUCAUAACACCGUAGAUGACACAAUAGUCUGCUCAUGCAAAAAGUUUGUGAAGGUUGGAUUGGUUUGCCGACAUAUGUUCGUUGUAAUGCAUAAUAUUGGGCUGAAGUCUAUCCCACAAAAAUACAUUGUUGGUAGAUGGUUGAAGGAUGCGGGGGCCAGUGUGAUUACAUCUGAUGGUAGAAAAGCUCAGAACAAGCCUUUGGUUUCGGAAGCAUUUAGGUGCAUUGCUAUUGCCGAGGGGAACUAG
Molecule: messenger RNA, 825 nt
Organism: Salvia miltiorrhiza (redroot sage)
Lineage: Eukaryota; Viridiplantae; Streptophyta; Magnoliopsida; Lamiales; Lamiaceae
Product: protein FAR1-RELATED SEQUENCE 5-like
Exons: 1
Coding region: 1-825 (274 amino acids)
Biological process (GO): regulation of DNA-templated transcription
Molecular function (GO): zinc ion binding
Source: RefSeq, a predicted model, not a curated record